Raphanus sativus (radish) is the source of this 3112-nucleotide messenger RNA. Its product is annotated as E3 SUMO-protein ligase SIZ1. The record is from RefSeq and is a predicted model, not a curated record. The transcript has 17 exons. Gene Ontology annotation, biological process: protein sumoylation. Bases 274 to 2835 code for a protein of 853 amino acids. Gene Ontology annotation, molecular function: SUMO ligase activity; zinc ion binding. NCBI's taxonomy places the organism in Eukaryota, Viridiplantae, Streptophyta, Magnoliopsida, Brassicales, Brassicaceae.
CUUUCUUUCUUUCUUUUGUGUGCGUUUCCUCUCGCAGGGGAGGGGAUCCGAUUUUCUUUUUAAUUUUUUUUUUCCUUUUUCCCGGGAGGAUAAAUCUAAUCAAAGCUAAUAGAAAACCCUAAUUUCUCAUCAGUCCUUUUUCUAAUCCAGUUUCAAUAUCUUUUGAUGCAACAGUCUCCGAUCCCUUGGUUUCUGUUUCCGUUUUAAUCUUUUUUUUUUUGAAUUUAGAACAGAGAUUUUUUGCUUCGUGUUUGUGUCUGGUGGGUUCAAGACAUGGAUUUGGAAGCUGGCUGUAAGGAGAAACUAUCAUCUUUUAGGAUAAAAGAGCUCAAGGAUGUGCUCACUCAACUGGGACUUUCGAAACAGGGGAAGAAACAGGAUCUUGUUGAGCGGGUCUUGACACUUCUGUCUGAUGGACAAGCUGCCAAGUUGUGGUCUAAAAAGAAUACAAUGGCGAGGGAAGAAGUUGCAAAACUAGUUGAUGAUACUUAUAGGAAAAUGCAAGUGUCUGGGGCAAGUGAUUUAGCAUCAAAAGCCCAAGUAAGUUCAGAAACCAGCAAUCUGAAAGUCAAGGGGGAGCCUGAUGAUUCCUUUCGACCACAAGUGAAAGUUCGAUGUGUUUGUGGAAGUUCACUGGAGACUGACUCAAUGAUACAGUGUGAGGAUCCAAGAUGCCAUGUUUGGGAGCAUGUUGGCUGCGUUAUUUUCCCGGAAAAGUCUAUGAAUGGGAAUCCGCCACUUCCUGAAACCUUUUAUUGUGAAGUCUGUCGACUUACGCGAGCUGACCCGUUUUUCGUUACAGUGGCACAUCCACUUUAUCCAGUGAGGUUGACUCCAUCGACCGUCUCAAUUGAUGGUGUAAACACAGUGCAGACUGUUGAGAGAACUUUUCAAAUCACAAGGUCAGACAAGGACUUGUUCGCCAAACAAGAGUACGAUGUUCAGGCAUGGUGUAUGCUUUUGAACGACAAAGUUGUCUUUAGGAUGCAGUGGCCUCAGUACCCUGAACUGCAGAUCAAUGGUACGACUGUACGCACCAGUAGCCGACCUGCGUCACAGCUUUUGGGGGCUAACGGCCGCGACGAUGGACCUAUCAUCACACCUUUUGUUAGGGAUGGAAUUAACAGAAUAACCUUGGGCGGAGGUGAUAUUCGGAGAUUUUGUUUUGGAGUUAGACUUGUGAAGCGCAGGACUCUACAAGAGGUUCUAAAUUUGAUUCCAGAAGAGACUAAAGGGGAGACGUUUGAAGAUGCUCUAGCACGUGUACGACGAUGCAUUGGGGGUGGAGGUGGAGAUGAUAAUGCAGACAGUGAUAGUGACAUUGAAGUUGUUGCUGAUUCCUUCGGUGUCAACCUCCGGUGUCCUAUGAGCGGUACUAGGAUAAAAGUUGCUGGGAGAUUUUCACCGUGUGUGCACAUGGGCGGGUUUGACCUUGAGGUGUUUGUACAGUUGAAUCAACGUUCCAGAAAGUGGCAGUGCCCUAUUUGUCUGAAGAACUACUCAGUUGAACAUGUAAUCGUGGAUCCUUAUUUUAACCGUAUCACGUCUAAGAUGAAGCAUUGUGAAGAAGAUGUGACUGAAAUUGAAGUGAAACCUGAUGGUUCUUGGCGUGUAAAGUCCAAAAAACAGAGUGAACUCUCACAGUGGCACUUACCCGAUGGUAGCCUAUGCCCCUCUGUUGAUGAGGUUAAGCGGAAGAUGGAAAUGUUGAUUCCGGUUAAACAAGAAGGUUUCUCAGAUGGUCCAACUCCUCUGAAACUUGGCAUAAGGAAGAAUCGCAAUGGCGUUUGGGAAGUUAGGAAGCCUACUCCAAAUGGACUUUCUUCCAGUAAUAAGGUUGGGUAUCAGGACAAGAAUGGUAUACCAAUGAGUAGUAGCGCUACUGGAAGUGGUCGUGAUGGUGGUGGUGAUGAUGCAAGCGUAAGCCAGGAUGCUAUUGGAUCCUUUGACUUUGGAACCAAUGGCAUCGAACUUGAUUCCAUUUCAAUGAAUGUCGAUUCAGGCUAUAACAUUCUUGACGGAAACCAAGCUGGGGAGGAUAUGAACAAUGAAGUUAUUGUUCUAAGUGAUUCUGAUGAAGAUAACGAUGCAGUAAUCACUCCUGCACCUGGAUACAGUGGUGGGGUAAACUUUCCGUUGAACCCUUCUGGUAUCAUUAACUCAUAUAAUGAGGACACGCACACCAUGGCUGGUGGGGGAAGUUCACGCUUAGGUGUUUCCAACGAUGAUGAUGAUUUUGUGACGCCAUGGUGGUCACUUCCUCCUGAUACUCCAGAAGCCCCUGGGUUCCCACUAUUUGCAUCUGAUGCUGACGUCUCAGAAGGUUUACUUGGUUUGCAUCAUCAUGGCCCUCCACUAAACUGUGCUCCUGAAAUGAAUGGAGAUUACACCAUGGCUCCUGAGACAUCUGAAGUAGGUGCGAACGAUGGCGGCCUAGUUGACAAUCCUCUUGCAUUUGGUAGAGACGAUCCUUCACUUCAAAUAUUUUUGCCAACGAAACCAGAUGCUUCAGCUCAGACGGGUUUUUUAAACCAAGCUGAUAUGUCAAAUGGUAUCCGCAGUGAUGACUGGAUAUCGCUUAGGCUCGGCGAUAGCGCUGGUGGUGGGAAUCAUGGAAAGGCUACUUCUGCAAAUGGCCUCAACUCAAACCAGCAGAUGUUGACAACGACAGAUACUGCGUCUUUGCUUUUGGGUAUGAAUGACGACAAGGCAAAGAGACAAAGAUCAGACAACCCAUUUUCAUUUCCUCGGCAGAAGCGUUCUAACAAUCAACAGGAAUAUCAGACAGCAGGAGUUAGCCUUGAUUCGGUGUGCAGACAAGACUCGAAUUGGUAGUAACUAUUUAUUUCUUUAUAUUGCUGAGUCUCCUCAGUAUCGGUUGGCCCUUGUCUGUUACACACUGCAGGGGACCAAAGCAAAGCACAGAGGGUGAUUUAGUUUACUUAAUAGGCAGGGCACAGAGGUGGUUCCGGGUUAAUUGGUAACUUGUAUACUCGAAUAGCUUUUUUCUUUUAUGGAAGAUUAUUAAAAUUACUUGGGUGCCAGAAGCAUGGAACGUUGUAAAUUAUGGGCUCCCUAUUUUUUAUCUAUUAUAAAAAUCAGCUCUUAUCCA